CUUAGCGCUCCACUCCUUGUUUGGCUCUAGAAUUUCCCCAGUAGGAGGGGAGAGCGUAUAAAACUUCUGCGAGUCAGGACAGUCAGGCAGAACAACUGCUAACAAAGCUCACUGACACUGCUUCUGAACUACAAGUUUCAACAGCAGAUCUUAACUCAGUAAAAGAUGGACUUCAAAAUGAGCUACAUGGCUGAGGAAUGGAGCCUCAAGAUGCCAAAGGGACUGGACUUGGAGGUUUCACAUCAUCCAGUGACAAUGAAGAGUGCAGCCCACCUCAUCAUUGCCGUGAACGGGUUAAUGACCAGCACUUCAGAGCCAGUGCUGAGCACAGACUUCCAGGAUGAAAACCUGCUUUCCAUCAUGCUGGAGAGCACUGUGGAAGAGGACAAUAUAAUAUUGAGGACAGCUGGACCACCUCAGUUCACCAGCAGGGGUGAGACUGAGUGCACUGUCACUGACAGCCAAAAGAGGAGCUUGGUUCUUCUCCAAAGCAGCAUGGAGCUCCAUGCAGUGAUGCUGCAGGGAGGCAGUGGUGACCGCAAAGUGCACCUGAACAUGUCGACCUACGCGCACCCUACACCCAUCGCUGAGACCAGGCCUGUCGCUCUGGGCAUCAAAGGCACAAACCUCUAUCUGUCUUGUCACAAGGAUGACGACAAGCCAACCCUCCACCUGGAGGAGGUGACGGAUAAAAACAGUCUGUCAAGGAUAAGCGCUGAAAGCGACAUGGUGCGAUUUCUCUUCUACAAACGCGACACUGGGCUGAGCAUCAGCACUCUCAUGUCUGUCCGCUACCCCAACUGGUACAUCAGCACAGCGCAGGACGACGACCAGGUGGUGGAAGUGUGUCAGGAGACCGCCCCACGCUACAGAAGCUUCAACAUCCAGCUCCAGAGUUAAAACCCAUUAAAGAUUCCCAAGAUGACUUGUGGAGCUGUGUUUGCGCUCCAGUUUGACCUUCUUACUGUAUGUGCUAAGUACAUAAAUUGGAAUAAUUAAUGAUGUAAAGUUACAUCACAAGGUAGCAUCAUUGUGCUCUCUGAGCAUCUAGUGUAUUUAUUAAUCAAUAAUUUCACAUACUGUCGAUGCUUUUAUAUAUGUAUUUAUUCAUGUAUUUAUGCUAUUGCAAGAUGUUAAUUAUUUGUUUGUUUGUUUGUUUGUUUUUACAAACAAGUAUUUAAAUGAUCUAACAAUCUUAAAUAAAUUUUUAUUCCCAAUUUAUAUUUGUGGCUGAUAUAUUCUUUAAAUAUCUGGUAAUCCACUCAAAUAGGGAUAAAUAACAGACAAUAACAGUCUCUCACCACAACACUACAUCACAAGGUAGCAUCAUUGUGCUCUCUGAGCAUCUGGUGUGUAGUUAAUAAUCAGUAAUCUGACACAUUGUCAAAGCUUUUAUGUAUUUAUUUAUUUAUUUUUAUUUCCAUUUUUAUAUGUUAUGUCUUAUUUUUCUUUAGAUUUGAUUGAAAGGUAUUUGAUAUGUGAGACUGAAACUUCACACCAGUCAUUUUAUAUGUUUAAACUGUGUACUGUAACAUUUUCAUGCAAUGAGAAGGCUGUAGAUUUGAGAUGGAAUGACCCUACUGUAAUACUCUUGUCUAAAGUAGACACAUUGUUUUAAAUCUUUUGUUCACCUUGUGUGAAAAAAAAAGCUCUAAUAAUAUGUUUCUUACAAAGAUCUACAAUAAAAAAUCAAUAUUUUGACAA
Molecule: messenger RNA, 1704 nt
Organism: Oreochromis niloticus (Nile tilapia)
Lineage: Eukaryota; Metazoa; Chordata; Actinopteri; Cichliformes; Cichlidae
Product: interleukin-1 beta
Exons: 5
Coding region: 166-900 (244 amino acids)
Biological process (GO): positive regulation of gene expression; cellular response to lipopolysaccharide; inflammatory response
Molecular function (GO): cytokine activity
Source: RefSeq, a predicted model, not a curated record